UUUUUUUUUUUUGCUGUGGCAACAUUAUGAGCAGGUCGUGAAAAAACGGCUCUGCAGAUAAAUUUUAUUCUAAAAAUAUAAAUCUAGUGCUAAUUUAAGUUAAUUGUGCAUUUAAAAUAGAUAAAACUAUCAAAUUAUUGUUAAAAUUAGUUUUGUUCUCGUGUUCGUGACGACGUUUGCAAUUUCAAACAAGUUUAUAAUCAGCUGUUCAAUGUGCCGGCUGUCAAAAGGAUAAAGUUUGAAUAUUACUUCAAACCCGGGGAGUAUAGUGUUUUUAUUUUAAUUACAUUGUAGUGUACACAACAUUACACCAACAAUACACGCAACCCAACGCAAUACACGGCUCAUUGUUAUGAGCUACUGUCAUUGCAUUGCACACCUAGUUAGUGUCUCAUUCUGCCUUCAACUUGUGAAAACAGAAUUGAAGACGAUAACGCUCGCCUACAACACACAAUAACAUUACAAAUUACUCUGCCACCAAUCAAUUUUUCUGUAAAACCUUGACAUUGCUGACCUACAAGAUUGUACUAUUUGAUUGACCUAUUUACAAAUUCCCAACUUUGUAUAUGUUGUUUGCCACACUUAUGUUUUAGCCUAGCAUUUUGCAUAAAUGUGUAAUCAAUAUCUAAUUGUUGCGAACCUUCCAUAUCUCAUACUUUCCACUUUCUUUAUUUAAAAAUAAAUAAAAAACUUACCCUCCAUUUUGAUAAAAAAAUAUAAUCUUAUAGUCCACUUCUAUAUUUUACAAAUUUCAUAAAUCCCUAUCCCUUUACAGUCUACUUCCUUUGUUCACUAACACACUCAUCAACAUCUUUAAAGCUAUUUUUUCACUUUUUAGAUACUAACAAUACAACAAUUAGAGAUGAUGACGCGCAGAGCCACAGUCAAAGACAUGGAAGAAAAACUCAGAGCUACACUGAGGGAACUCGAGUCAACUAAAACCUUGUGCAAGCAGUUACUCCAAGAGAGAGAUGACAGUGAAGUCGAAGUGAAGAACAUAAUCGACAAAAAUACCUCCCUCAAGAGUGAGUUGGCCGAGCUGCACAUACAGUACAUGGAUGUGCUCGACCACCAGCACACUCAGCUUCAACAAGAGAUGUCCUCGUUCCAUCAGUGCAGUGACACCCAUGAAGUGGCUUUACAGCGCAUCACAGAAUUAGAACAGGAGUUAUGUAAUGCCCAUAAGGCUAUAUCUAUACUAGAAUGUGGUAAGAUUAGUGAACAGGUUACUAACACUUGCAACCUUUUUGAUGAGUUAGUUGCCUGUAGGUCAAACAAGUUGCCUUGUAAGUUAGCUGAAACUAUUGAUUUGACUGGUGAUGAUACCAUUCCAAUAUGUCCUGUAGUUAUGAGUCAUAACAAAUUAAAAAAAUAUAUUAAAAUCAACAAGUUUAUUAGACGGUCAAAGAGAUAUUUGAAAAAACAAAAUCUCUUAAAAUUAAACAUUUUACUUAGAAAGGACCGUGUUAGCUUAACAAAGACACUAAGUUCCUGUACUGCUGAAUUAGAAUAUUGUAAAUCUAUGUAUGAGAUCGAAACUCAGCAGCUUCAACAAGAUUUAAAAUACAAGGAGUCUUUGCUAAAGGAUAUUUUUAGUAAAUAUGAGUCUUCUCAAGAACAACUAAGCAAGCGGUUAUUUGAGGCAGUGGAGCUGAUGGACCUGGUAAAGUCCAACACGGAGAGGUAUGAGUCUCUGACAAAUAGCCUUUCAUGUGAUGUUGCAAGCCAACCAUCACCUUUAAUACCAUUGUCUGAAAUAUCUGUGCCUACACCUGCUAUAGAGAAUAUUCAUAUACAAAAAUUGAAUACUUUGCUUUUCACAGAUGCAUUGGGUGCUGGCUUUGGAAAAAUUUUACACAAUUACCUUAGCCAUCACUUUACCAAUCACAGUUACCAUGACAUAACUUUUAAGCAAAUUGUUGAGAAAAUUGGCAGUACAAAAUUAGAUAGUAAUUCUAUAAUAGUUCUGUUGUUAGGUAGUAGUUCUGGUACAACAAAAGAGGACAUUGUGAAGGGUAUUGACACCUUACUUAGUUUAAACAUUGGAAAGUUAAUGUUAUGUGCUUUCCCUUAUUCUGAUAGUUUUUCAGAAUACCAAAAUAAGUGUAUAUUUAAUUUAAAUAAUACAUUACACAUGUUGACAUGUUGUCAUAGUGACAAACUUUUAUAUAUUAUAUGUUGAUAUAUACUAUUGCUAUGUUGAUAGCAUAUAAUAUUGACAAUAUUAUAUCUAAUAUAAUGAAAUGUAGGUUAGGGGACGAGGGUAUGCUGUAUAGUUAUACUAACAGCACACUGAUAGAUUGUUGUAUGAUGACGUCAUGUACGAAGGGGGGUCCACAAAUACUAUCUACCACCACUACCACCACCACCACCAAUAUGUUAGAACAUUCUAAUCAUAUUGAACACGCCGGUGGCAUAGAUUCUUCUAUGCAAGUUAUAUCAUUUGUGGAGAAAACUCCUGAUAUAAAUAAUUUAAACUAAUUAUUAAGACAACAGAAGAUAUUCCAGUAUUUAAUAAUUUUAAAGAUAGAAGUAAGUUAUCUUCUGGCGACUUAGUUAAUUACAAAAAUCACAGAAAUGAGCAACAUAUUUUAAAACUUUUCAAUCAAAAUAUUCAGAGUUGCUCUUCUAAACUUCUUGAAAUAGAAUUAGUAUUAGAACAAACCAAGUUUGAUGUAAUUUGUAUUACAGAACAUUGGCUGAAAGAUUAUCAAGUAGAAUCUAUAAAUUUUGAGAAUUAUUGUGUAGCUAGUUACUUUAGCCGGAAAUCCAUGAUACAUGGUGGCUCCCUAAUAUUAGUCAAAAAUCAUAUUAAAUAUAAAGUAAGAAAAGAUAUAGUUGAUAUGUCAGUGGAACAUAAUAUUGAAUUGUCCUGUGUUGACCUAGAUAAGCAUGUGAUAGUGUGUGUCUACAGACCACCGCAACACCAGAAUCUUUGUGUAUUUGACUCUGUCAUGGAAGAUGUCUUGAAAAAAGUCAGUAGCAGUAGUAAGUCAGUCAUCAUAUGUGGUGAUUUCAAUAUUAAUAUUUUAGAAAAUAAUAUUAUAAGUUCGAGUUUUUUAAAUCUUUUCAAAUCAUUUAAUUUACAUAACGUUUUUGAAGAACCUACUAGGGUAACACCAACUACUGCUACUUGUAUAGACAAUAUUUUUUGCAGCUGUGAGUACCUGCAUAAGUCCAUAGUGAAUUACUUGCCAUCUGAUCACAGUGGACAAGUGAUCACUUUCCACACUUACUCUCCACCAGAGAAAACAAAAAUAAAUUUUAGAGAAUAUACUUCAAAAAAAAUCGAUAAACUAAAUCAGACUCUAGCUGAUAAACUGUGUGUACAUAGCUUCAAUCUUAAAAAUCCAAGUGAUAUUUAUGCCGAUUUUUCUCUGUAUUAAACGACC
Molecule: messenger RNA, 3392 nt
Organism: Helicoverpa armigera (cotton bollworm)
Lineage: Eukaryota; Metazoa; Arthropoda; Insecta; Lepidoptera; Noctuidae
Exons: 2
Coding region: 863-2182 (439 amino acids)
Source: RefSeq, a predicted model, not a curated record